Messenger RNA from Caretta caretta (loggerhead turtle), 1016 nucleotides. It is a transcript of the gene SH3BGRL2, whose product is annotated as SH3 domain binding glutamate rich protein like 2. Gene Ontology annotation, cellular component: cytoplasm. NCBI's taxonomy places the organism in Eukaryota, Metazoa, Chordata, Testudines, Cheloniidae. The record is from RefSeq and is a predicted model, not a curated record.
UCUCCUGCCUCCCGCUCAGCUCUGGGUGUCUGCGCUGCGGCUGCGGCUGCUGCCGGGCGAAGCGGGAGUCCCGAGGCGAAGGCAGGGCUGGAGCUGCUAGCGCCUCUGGGCUUCAGCGGGGUGAGCAAGGCGGGCUAGGUCCUGCAAGCAACCCCCCAGCUCGCAGCAGCGGCUUUCAGCUGCAGGAGUGGAAGCCCCCUUAGCCCUUCCACGCCUCCCCUUGGCUGGAGAGAAGCGGCGAAUGAAGUGAGGAUGGUUAUCCGGGUGUUCAUCGCAUCCUCCUCUGGCUCGGUGGCGAUAAAGAAGAGGCAGCAAGAUGUGAUACGAUUUCUGGAAGCCAACAGGAUAGAUUUUGAAGAGGUGGAUAUCACAAUGUCGGAGGAGCAAAGACAAUGGAUGUAUAAAAAUAUUCCUGAGGAAAGACAGCCUGCACAGGGCAAUCCGCUGCCACCCCAGAUAUUUAAUGAUGAUCAGUACUGUGGAGAUUAUGAAUGUUUUUUUGAAGCAAAGGAAAGCAACACUGUCUUCUCCUUUCUAGGGUUGAAACCUAGGUUGGCAUCAAAGGAGUCAGAACCCUAGAAAAAUUCUUUGAAGAUUCAACAAGCACAUCUCCUGGAUGAAAAACUUUGUUGUUCAGCACAUGACUGCUUCCCUAAUGGAUCACUGUGAUAAAAAGCCAAUGUGAAUAAUCAAUAUUUUGCUUGCCACGGAAGAGGUGCUUUCCAAAGGGUGAAAUUAAUGUGUACACAAAAUGGGAUAAAGGGUGAGAUGAUACUCCUUUUUAAAAAAAUGCCCACUCUUGAUGUUUCACAUCUGUCUAUGGAUUACAUUUUCACUGGCUUUGGUAUUCUAGCAAAUAAUCUAUUUAACUCUGAAGAUGGGUGGAUGUUGAGGAAUGGAAGUGUAAAAUCUGUAUUAGCAUUGAAGGGGAUCUGGCAAGUAUGAGAAUCCUUUAUAAAUCUUCAGCUACUGCAGGCUGGAUAAAAUUAGUUUAUCAUGAGCGUUAUAAUUUUGAC